CUCACUCGUCACUGCCACUCGUCACUUUCCCUUCUUCAAAUUCCUAAAUUUCACACAGUAGCACCAAUUUCCCCCAAUUACUUCCAUUGUAGAAGACGAAUUUCAACAACUAUAAUAACAAUGUCUUCACCUUCACAAACUGCACGAACCGCACCAGAAGAAUCCAAGGUCACCGCUCCCUACGGUUCGUGGAAAUCCCCAAUUACCGCCGACGUUGUUUCCGGCUCAAGUAAACGCCUCGGCGGCUUCGCGGCUGACUCCUUCGGCCGCCUCUACUGGCUGGAAUCCCGCCCCAAUGAAUCUGGAAGAGGUGUACUGGUAAGACAGGCCGAGGGCGAAAGUGAUGAGCCAACUGAUAUUACGCCGAAAGAUUUUGCCGUGAGAACUGUGGCACAAGAAUAUGGAGGUGGGGCCUUCACCGUUUUAGAGGACGCCGUUGUAUUCUCAAAUUACAAAGAUCAACGACUCUACAAGCAAUCAAUUUCAUCUAGAGAUUCAGUUCCUCUGCCGCUCACGCCAGAUUACAGUGGGCCAUUCGUUUGCUACGCUGACGGAGUAUUUGAUUCUCGAUUUAAUCGGUACCUGACAGUGAGGGAAGAUCGUCGUGAAAGUAGUGCAAAUCCCACCACAACAAUUGUUUCGAUUGACCUCUCCAGCACCAACCAUAUAAAGGAACCUGAAAUAUUAGUUGGAGGCAAUGACUUCUAUGCUUUUCCUCGGAUUGAUCACAAAGGAGAACGUGUGGCAUGGAUUGAAUGGGGUCAUCCCAAUAUGCCAUGGGAUAAAUCGGAACUUUGGGUCGGAUAUAUUUCUGAAAACGGAAACAUAAAAAACCGCAUUUGUGUUGCUGGUGGUGAUCCAUCAAUUGUGGAAUCACCAAGUGAACCUAAGUGGUCACCUGAAGGGGAACUUUUCUUCGUCACUGAUAGAAAAAGUGGGUUUUGGAAUAUCUACAGAUGGGUGGAAUCAACAAAUGAAGUACUGCCAGUUUACUCCUUAGAUGCCGAGUUCACUACACCGUUAUGGGUUUUUGGUCUGAGCUCAUUUGACUUUCUUAAUAAGAAUUCAAUUGCUUGCACCUACAGGAUGAAUGGGAGCUCAUAUCUUGGAAUCAUCGAUGUUGCGCAGAACAAAAUAUCGCUACUUGAUAUUCCUUUCACAGAUAUAAAUAAUAUAACAUCCGGGCUUAACUGCUUGUAUGUUGAAGGAGCAUCUGCAGUUCAUCCUUCAUCAAUAGCUAAGGUGACUUUAGACGAUCAAAGGUCUAAAGCAGUUGAUUUCAAGAUCAUGUGGUCUUCUUCUUCAAUAAGUUCAUUGUACAGGCCAUACAUAAGCUCACCAGAACUCAUAGAGUUCCCUACAGAAGUCCCGGGGGAAAGGGCAUAUGCGUACUUUUACCCCCCGACAAAUCCUCUAUUUCGAUCUAGUCCGGAGGAGAAACCUCCAUUGCUGUUGAAGAGUCACGGUGGGCCCACUGCCGAAACUCGUAGUAGUUUGAAUUUCAGUAUCCAAUAUUGGACCAGCCGUGGAUGGGCUUUUGUGGACGUUAAUUAUGGCGGGAGCACUGGUUAUGGUCGUAAAUAUCGAGAUAGGCUGCUUGGACAGUGGGGAAUUGUUGAUGUCAAUGAUUGCUGCAGCUGCGCCAAGUUUUUGGUUGACAGUGGAAAAGUCGACGGUGAAAGAUUAUGCAUUACUGGGGGUUCUGCUGGUGGAUACACAACUUUAGCUGCACUUGCAUUCAGAGACGUAUUCAAAGCCGGUGCAUCCUUGUAUGGAGUGGCUGACUUGAAGUCGUUGGCAGCCGACUCUCAUAAAUUUGAAUCGCGCUAUAUCGACAAUCUUGUCGGAGACGAGAAUGAAUUCUUUCAGAGAUCUCCGAUCAAUUUUGUAGAUAAGUUUUCCUGCCCUAUAAUUCUCUUUCAAGGAUUAGAAGACAAGGUUGUCCUGCCUGAUCAAGCACGUAAAAUCUACCACGCGUUAAAGGCUAAAGGUCUGCCCGUUGCUCUUGUGGAAUACGAAGGAGAACAGCAUGGCUUCCGGAAGGCCGAGAAUAUCAAGUUCACUCUUGAACAACAGAUGGUGUUCUUUGCCCGUUUGGUCGGUAAUUUCCAAGUCGCAGAUGAAAUUAACCCCAUGAAAGUCGACAACUUCGACUGACCUACGUUGACUUUUUUUGUUCCCCUCUCAAAGUUGCUGACCCAUUUUUUUUUUUUUUUUUUAAAUAGAAGUGCUUUCGUAAUUUAUUUAUUUGUUCUUACGGAUUUCGAAUAGUUUAUACCGUUACAACAUUUGCGAGCUACUUAUAGAUUUUGUUCAUAAUUGAAUAAAGGAUUUUGUUAUUA
This is a messenger RNA of Erythranthe guttata (spotted monkey flower), 2342 nucleotides long. RefSeq names its product alpha/beta-Hydrolases superfamily protein. The record is from RefSeq and is a predicted model, not a curated record. Gene Ontology annotation, molecular function: serine-type peptidase activity. Gene Ontology annotation, biological process: proteolysis. NCBI's taxonomy places the organism in Eukaryota, Viridiplantae, Streptophyta, Magnoliopsida, Lamiales, Phrymaceae.